Molecule: messenger RNA, 1854 nt
Organism: Epithele typhae
Lineage: Eukaryota; Fungi; Basidiomycota; Agaricomycetes; Polyporales; Epitheliaceae
Product: MFS general substrate transporter
Exons: 12
Coding region: 1-1854 (617 amino acids)
Biological process (GO): transmembrane transport
Molecular function (GO): transmembrane transporter activity
Source: RefSeq, a predicted model, not a curated record
AUGUCGCGCCGCGGCUACGUCCGCAUUCCCCACGAGCCCUCCGACCCCGAUCGCCGCGCGAGCCUCUCCCCCCCCCUACGCCGCCGCGAACCGUCCCCGUAUGCUGUCCGCGGUCGCUCCGUUGGUACCAUCAACUCGGUCGCGACCAUCUCCUCCAGGCUCAGUCUCGACAUUGCCCGCGAGCUCCAGGCGGAGCAGGAUGCCCAUGCCGGUGUCCAGGCCGCAGAGGCCGCGGAACAGCUUGGGCUGAUGCGGGCCGGCUUCGCGUGCAGCAUCGCGCUGGCGUCGUAUGUAUACUCGCUCGACAACCAGACGACGUCCAACUACCUCCCGUUCGCGACCUCCUUCUUCGGCGCACACAGCUUCAUAUCAUCCAUACAAGUCGCCCAAUCUAUCAUCGUUGCAUGCGGGAAGCCUGUCAUAGCAAAGGUCGCCGACGUCACCUCCCGCGCGACUGCGUUCAUUGUAGUUCUCCUGUUCUAUGUCACCGGAUAUCUCGUUAUUGCCACCGCAUUCCAUGUUGGCUUUGUUGCUCUGGGCAUAAUUUGCUACGCCAUCGGACUUCAAUUGCUCACCUCUGUAAUCAUCGCAGACAUCACCACUCUCAAAUGGCGCGGGCUCGUCUCCGGGAUGACCUCGAUACCCUUCCUCUUUAACGCCAUCAUCGGCUCCAAGCUCGCCGACGCCGUUCUCAAGCCUGGGGACGCCAUGUUCGCCAUCCUCGUGCCCGCAGCGCUCCUGCCGCUCAUCCUCACCCUGUUCUGGGGAGAGCGCAAGGCAAAGCAGCUCGGGCUGGUUGAGACCCCGCCCCCCGGCGAAGACAUCGUUCAUCACGUCAAGGCCGGCUGGGCACAACGCGCUUGGCUGCUUGCGGAGCAACUCGAUCUCGUCGGGCUUCUCUUGCUCGCCACUGCGGUUGCGUGCAUCUUGCUGCCGAUGACGCUGGCGCGGAAAGGGAAAAGCUCCUGGGCAGAUCCGAGCAUGGUUGCCAUGUUCGUCUGUGGCUGGGUACUCCUUCCUGUCUUCGUACUGUGGGACCUGCGCUACGCGAAGCGUCCCGUCAUCGCGAUGCGCUUCCUUGCGAACCGGACGGUUGUGUGCGCAGCGUGGAUCGGGUUCUUCGACUUCCUGUCCUUCUUCCUCACCUUUACAUACCUACAGUCCUUUGUCCUCGUUACCAAGCCGUGGUCGAUGACGAACGUGUUCUACUUCGGGCAAGCGCAGACUGUCGGGUUGACCCUCUUCGGUAUUGCCGCUGGGAUUAUCAUGCGCUUCACGCACCGAUAUAAGCCCCUCCUGAUCAUCGGCCUCUGCAUUCGCAUCGCUGGUGUUGCCCUCAUGAUCCACGCCCGGUCUGACGUUGGCACCGACGCCUCGCUCGUCUGGACGCAGGUGCUGCAAGGCCUCGGCGGCGGCUUCGCCGCGGUCUGCUCCAGCGUCGGCGCACAGGCGUCCGUCCCGCACGCAGACGUGGCCAUGGUCAUCGCCCUCGUCCUCCUCUGGACCGAGAUCGGCGGCGGCGUCGGUGGCUCUGUCGCAGGCGGUAUCUGGGCCGCGGUCAUGCCCGGGAAGCUCAAGGAGAAACUGCCGGAGUUGAGCGAGGCGGAGCGCGCGGCGCUGUUUGGGAGCAUCACGGACGUGCGCAAGCGGCCGCUGAGCCAUCCGGUGCGUGCGGGCGUCGUGGCAGCAUACAGCGACACGAUGGAGAUCAUGGUCGUCGUCGCGACGGUGCUGAGCGUGAUUCCGCUCGCGCUGUCGUUCCUGAUGCCUGACUGGUACCUCGGGGACGCGCAGAACGCGGUGGAGGAGCUCACGGUCUCGGCGGACGAAGAGCCCUAUGAAGACGUGCUAUAA